GGCAAGCGGCCAGAGUGCAAGCUAGCAGCUUUGACAGAUGGACACACAGAAUGGAGACGAGCUGACGCACCGUUAUUGUCUGGAUUGUUAACUUUCUUCCUUCAGUGCUAUCUACAUACGACGAUAGAGCGUGGAAGUUAGUUGUGGAACUUUUUGACCCAGUGACUUAGCACGUUGUUUUUUUCAGCAAGUUUGGACGCUGUUACUGCGUAAUUACGCACGAUGCGCAAAGUGAUGGCUCCUCGUCGAAGACAAGAAACAGGAGUACAAGCGGUUUUAUAUGUGUGCCUUUUUAUUUCAGUUUGUUUCUCUUACAAUAUAGACAUAGAACAUCCUGUAGUGUUCCGUGGACCUAAUUCUAGUUUUUUUGGCUACUCCGUGCUGGAGCAUUAUCACGACGACACACGCUGGGUCAUAGUAGGGGCACCCAGGGCCAACUCUACCUACAGUAGUUCUGUACACUCUCCUGGUGCUGUGUUCAAGUGUCGGGUUCACAGCAACCCUGAGCGUCGCUGCACAGAGAUGGACAUGGGACGAGGAAACAAGCCCAGAGAGUCCUGUGGGAAGACGUGCCAAGGGGACAGAGACGACGAGUGGAUGGGAGUCAGCCUGGCCCGCCAGAACAGAGCCGACGGCAGAAUACUGGCAUGCGCUCAUCGCUGGAAAAACGUCUACUACGACUCGGAGCAUAUUCUCCCGCAUGGGUACUGCUCCAUCAUCCAGCCAAAUCUCCAGGGCAGGACGCGGCCCCUCAUUCCUUGUUAUGAAGAUUAUAAGCAGAAGUAUGGGGAAGAGCACGGCUCCUGCCAAGCUGGGAUUGCAGGAGUUUUUAUGGAGGAGCUGGUGGUGAUGGGGGCCCCGGGGUCCUACUACUGGACAGGGACAAUUAAGGUUUACAACCUGACAUCUGACACCUUCUACAGUCCAAACCAAGAUGACGUGAACUCCCACAGAUACAGCUACCUUGGCUAUGCUGUGACUGCAGGACAUUUCUCCUCUCCCAAUGUAAUCGACAUCGCCGCAGGGGCCCCUCAGCACAACGGCAGCGGGAAGGUUUAUAUUUUCAAAAUAGACGGUGUGUCUUUGGUGAAGAGUUUUCAAGCCUCAGGGAAAAUGAUGGGCUCUUACUUUGGCUCCUCAUUGUGUGCAGUUGAUCUGAACCAGGACGGCCUGUCAGACCUGCUGGUGGGGGCACCCAUGCACAGCCAGCUGCGGGAUGAGGGCCGGGUGUCUGUGUACCUCAGCAAGGGCAAUGGCGUGAUGGAGGAGCAGGCCAUGUUAACGGGGGACAAUGCUUACAAUGCUCACUUUGGAGAGUCCAUCUCCUCAAUUGGAGACAUCGAUGAUGAUGGCUAUCAAGACAUAGCCAUCGGAGCGCCCAAAGAGGAUGACUAUGGAGGAGCUGUUUAUAUCUACCACGGGGAUGCCACAGGCAUCAUCAGCAAAUACUCCAUGAAAAUAACUGGGCGCGGUGUCAAUCCUGGUCUCCAGAUGUUUGGCCAGUCCGUAUCUGGCAGCGUGGACAUGGACGGCAAUGGAUACACAGAUGUCACAAUUGGAGCUUUCAUGGCAGACAGUGUGGUGCUACUGAGAUCCCGGCCUGUCGUCACGGUGGAUGUCUCCAUCUUCUUGCCUGUGUCCAUCAACAUCUCUGUACCUCAGUGCCAUGAGAAUCUCCCGAACAUAAACUGCUUCCAUGUCACGGUCUGCAUGCGCUUCCGUGGACGACAACUUCCUGGACAAAUAGAGCUGAUGUACAACCUUACAGCUGAUGUGGAUAAAAGACAAAAGAGCCUUCCUUCCCGCGUCUACUUCAUUCAGAGCGGCUCUCAGGUCAGCCAGAAGAGCCAACAGCUCAGCCUGGACAUCAACAAGGAGGCGUGCCAGCGCUACACGGCCUACGUCAAAAAAGACGCAAAGGAUGUGUUCAAAGCCAUCACGUUCGAGGUGGCAUACAGCUUAGGGAAGCAUGUACUAACCGGACACCAGGAGCGAGACUUGCCCGCCCUCACCCCGGUGCUACGAUGGAGGAAAGGACAGAAGAUUGCAGUGAGAAAUGAGACCUGGUUUGAGAAGAACUGCCUGUCAGACGACUGUGCUGCGGACUUGAGGCUCCAUGGGAAGCUGUUACUCUCCGGGGUGCAUAGCAAGCCCCAUUUGGCCCUGGGCGGGAUAAGAAACGUCUCAUUGAACCUGACCAUCUCUAACGCUGGAGACGAUGCCUACGACACCAACAUCUAUCUCAACUUCUCCAGAGAGGUUUUCUAUAUCAACUUCUGGCAGAAGGAAGAGAAGGGUAUUUCCUGUGAACUUGUCGACUUGGACUUCCUCAAGUGCAGCGUGGGAUUUCCUUUCAUGAGAGCACAGACUAAGUAUCAUUUUGCAGUCCUGUUUGACACCAGUCAACUUUCUGGGGAAAAUGACACAUUGCAGUUCUUGGUGCAAGCAAAGAGCGCCAAUCCUGAACACAAACUCUCUGACAACACUUUGGAUGUCUCCAUCCCUCUUGUUCAUGAGACAGACACAACUAUUACUGGUGUGGUGACACCUAGUUCAUUUGUGUAUGGGAACUCCAUCGACUCCUCACGCUUCAUCCAGAUAGAAGACAUGGAGUGCGACUUUCAGCCGCUUAAUCUCACUUUCCAGGUGAUAAACAACGGGCCCAGUCGCCUGCCAGGGUCCACUGUGGACAUCAGGAUUCCAAACCAGCUGGCUGGCAAUGGAGCCGACAUGUUUCACAUUGUGGAGACACAGGUGGCAGACGGCCGAGGAAACUGCACCUCACACAGGAACCCAACACCGUGCACUGUCCCCCAGGACCGAGAGAGCAUCUUCCACUCUAUAUUUGCCUUCUUCACCAAAUCUGGCCGCAAAGUCUUGGACUGUGAAAGGCCGGGGAGAGCGUGUAUGACCAUCUCCUGCAGCUUGGGACCGCAGCUCAAAGAAGAGGCUUUGAGUAUAGACACCAAACUUCUCAUCAAUACGGAAAUUCUGAAAAGGGACACCUCCUCCGUGAUUCAGUUUGUGGCGCGAGGCCACGUACAGGUGAACGACAGGACUGUGGAGGUGCCGAAAGGCCUGCCAGAAGACAUCUCUCUGAUCUUUGAGGCCCUCCACAGUCAGGAGCCCAGAGGUUACGUGGUGGGCUGGAUCAUCGCCAUCAGUCUGCUGGUGGGGAUCCUCAUCUUUUUGCUCCUAGCUGUGCUGCUAUGGAAGAUGGGUUUCUUCCGUCGGCGGUACCGUGAGAUCAUCGAGGCUGAGCGGAACAGGAAGGACAGUGAUGAAAGCUGGGACUGGAUGGAAAAGAACCACUGAGGCUGGUAGUGGUGAUGGUGGGGAUCCCCGUGGAGCCAGUGACAUUUAGGGAUUGGGUCAGGGGUGGACCCAAUAGCUCAGGGCUCCUUUGCAGCCUCGGUGGCACCAGGCCCGCCAAGCCUUCCAUAUGUGGAAGAAGAAGAAUAUUCUCCAUAUUUUCUGGAGAUUUGUUGUUUUUGUGGGAUGCGGGGGUCCAGGAACUUAUGAGGUGGCCUGCCAGAGGACGUAGAACUCCGCUACCCUCCAGCUGGCAGCAUGGAGCUCUCGCCUGAAGAAUGUAGAUACCGGUGGAUGACAAAAACCUCAGGGCUGUUUAUUUUUUUUUAUACACUUUAAGCCAUAUUGUUCAAAAGCGGGCUACGGAGGCUGAAGUCCACAGUAGGUUUUCCUUAAAAGCACUGAUGUCUGAUGCUCCUCAAUGCCUCAUACACGGAUCACAAUGUUCUCACAAAAUGAGUACAUAACCUGACACAAACAUUAGGUACACCUGCACAUUCUAAUGAGAGCUGUGUAGCAUAUAACUAAAUAUAAUAAGUAAAUAUAAUACGUGCGAAAAUACAUUUUUGACCCUGCCCUAUAUGGCAACAGGUUUAAUUUCUGGUUCUAUAGUUAUAUUCACAGUUAUUUAUCAUCAAAAUGCCAAAGAAAAAGCACAACACAUUUGUGGAGUCAAGUUUUUAGUUGGUCACAACGCUUUUGUUUGAUUGUCAGACAUAUUUUUUUCUCCCCUUUACAUUUUACCUAUAUUAGAAAGACACAAGCAUGAUACAACUGGGUCUUCUUAGAUUGUGCAGGUCUCCCUAGUAUUGUGUCUUGGUGGAUGUAAAUUCUCAAUGAAAUGUUUCUCUGAGAUUCUAAUUUACGUGUGAGCUGAGACUGAAUGGCGGACAGCUGAGCAUAUUCAGUUUUACUAUGAUGUUAUUAGAUGUUCAGUAUGAAACCUGAGCUCAGCCAGAUGUGUGUGUGUGUGUGUGUGUGUAUGUGUGUGUGUGUGUGUGUGUUAGAGAGAGACUGGAUUCCGUCACAGCGGGGGGUUCUUUAGUGUGAGUAAUACCCUAAAAAUAGGCAUACAGUACACAUUAACGAGCUGUUUGGGGCUCGUUUUCAGUGCAACAUGAGCAAACUUUACCAAGAUGAAAAUGAUUCGCCUGCAUUAAAAGUGUUAAAUGCCCCUUCCAACGUGUUGUGACUGGUGGGCUAUUGACUUUAUGUUGAUCACAGUGAAAAUAAAUGUAUAUAAACUCUCCCCUCAAAAUGUAACUCAAAGUAUUCCCUGCAAAAUGACAUUUUUGUUGUAAUCCCAUAUUAAUCUAAUCCCGCCCCACCCACCCUUAAAAAAUAUACAGCGUGUUUGCAUCAAAUGAUUUAGGGAACUGAAAUGUGCAAUGCCAAAGAGCUAUUUCUCGCAGACUGCAGUGUCCGGGCUCACGAUGAUUGUCAAACUUCCUGUUGUGUUUUAUUGUUGUCAUCCACUUUAUUGUGUUGCCUAUGGAUUCCACUGGCAUGACGGCAUAUACUGUAUACCUUCACAGUCCAUCAUGCAAUGCAGAGACAAGAGACACUUCAUAUUGUAUGGUGGAGUCAGUUUGAACUGUGAUGGAUGUAUUUUUGGUGGUUUGCUGUCACCGUUAAGUCACGCUCUUUGGGUUUUUUUUUGUUCUGAAUAUACUACUGUCACUGAAUAUCAUACACAUUAUAGAGUGGAUUUUUUUUUAAGAAAUGGGGUAAAGUUGUGUAUUUAUCUAAUGAUA
This is a messenger RNA of Doryrhamphus excisus (bluestripe pipefish), 5066 nucleotides long. RefSeq names its product integrin, alpha 9 (gene itga9). The record is from RefSeq and is a predicted model, not a curated record. Gene Ontology annotation, molecular function: integrin binding. NCBI's taxonomy places the organism in Eukaryota, Metazoa, Chordata, Actinopteri, Syngnathiformes, Syngnathidae. Gene Ontology annotation, cellular component: external side of plasma membrane; integrin complex. Gene Ontology annotation, biological process: integrin-mediated signaling pathway; cell-cell adhesion; cell-matrix adhesion.